AUGACACAAAUUUCAAUGCUUUUGAUUUUUCUGCUUUCUACUCAAGCCUAUAGCUCUGAUAAAUAUCUGUUAAAAUCAGGACAUGAUGCACGCCACGAUCCAAUUGCUAACGACAUACAAUACCAAUUUUAUGAUCUCAAAAUGCAAAAAACUGAACGAGAUUAUUCAACCACUGAUCUUAAUUCUCUUGUUGAUCAAAUUGCUAAUGAGUUCAAUCUUGACCGAAAUAGAGUUCAAGAUUAUUUUAAUCGCUGCAGAUGGUCUUCCCUUGCCAAACAGCUCUUCAACAAAAUUGAUUUUGACCAAGAAGCUGUAGGUAAAAGAGUUGUAUGCUUAGGCGGAACAGUUAUCAAAAUUACAAAGGCAGAUGGAGUGUUCUAUGUCAAUUGCCGUAAGGCUUAUGUUUCCAGUAAGCUUAUUCAUAUUGCUUACAUGGCCUGGUCUAAUAAAUUGGGUCUUCCUUUAUCAUACUUUGUUGCUGAAGCAUCACGACCUCUUUCUGCAUCCACAAUAACUGAGAUAUAUAAUGCUCUAUCACUUAAGAUUGAGGGAGACCUCAAUGUUUAUAAAAACAUUUAA
Molecule: messenger RNA, 579 nt
Organism: Trichomonas vaginalis G3
Lineage: Eukaryota; Parabasalia; Trichomonadida; Trichomonadidae
Exons: 1
Coding region: 1-579 (192 amino acids)
Source: RefSeq, a predicted model, not a curated record